CUUCAGUGAAACUCGCUUCUCUCUGUUUGUGUGUGCGACUCGUUCUUCAUUUCCAUUCUCAUCCAUGGCGUCAGCGGACACGGAUUCCUUCGUCGAUAAGAUAGAAGAGAAGUUUCACGAUCACAACACUGAUUCCGAAUCCUAUUCCGAUUCCGAUGACGACCACAAUCUCAGGCCACCGCUCAAAAAUACCUCCAACUCCAACGUUUAUCGCCUCUUCGGUCGCGAUCAGCCCGUUCACAAGGUCUUGGGCGGUGGAAAACCUGCUGAUAUUUUGCUAUGGAGGAACAAGAGAACUACAGGAAUUGUACUUGGUGCCGGCACUGCCUUCUGGUUUUUCUUUGAGUUAAUGGACUACCACUUGAUAACCUUUGUCUGCCAUUUAUUGAUUUUGACUCUGGCUGCCCUUUUCUUGUGGUCCAAUGCGUCUGUCUUUAUCCAUAAGUCUCCACUCCAAAUCCCGCAUGUUGCAAUUCCUGAGGAAUGCCUUCUUCAGACUGUUUCUGCAUUGAGAACUGAAAUUAACCGAGCCUUUGUUCUUUUGCGAGAAAUUGGAACUGGACGAGAUUUAAGGAAGUUCCUUCGCGUUGUUGCUGGAUUGUGGGUUAUCUCUGUUGUUGGGAGUUGGUUCAACUUCUUGACCUUGUUUUACCUAUUCUAUUUGUCGCUGUUCACAUUGCCACUGGUGUAUGAGAAAUAUGAAGACCAGGUUGAUGCAUUUGCUGAAAAGGCAAUGAUUGAAAUUAAAAAGCAGUAUGCCGUGCUAGAUGCAAAGGUUUUAAGCCAGAUACCUAUUGCAGGGUUGAAAAAGGAUUAGAACACUCAUCAGUCAGGUUAUUGUUAACGCUGGAUGACUGUUUCGUUCAGAUGUCAAGUUUCAAAGUCUUACCGCAAUCCUUCUUCCUCUUUUUAUUAGUUAGUGAAAUAUAGUUUGAGGAAUAAAAGUCCACCAAG
Abrus precatorius (Indian licorice) is the source of this 954-nucleotide messenger RNA. RefSeq names its product reticulon-like protein B1. The coding region runs from base 65 to 817 and encodes 250 amino acids. The transcript is spliced from 5 exons. NCBI's taxonomy places the organism in Eukaryota, Viridiplantae, Streptophyta, Magnoliopsida, Fabales, Fabaceae. The record is from RefSeq and is a predicted model, not a curated record.